Molecule: messenger RNA, 3109 nt
Organism: Pecten maximus
Lineage: Eukaryota; Metazoa; Mollusca; Bivalvia; Pectinida; Pectinidae
Product: mesencephalic astrocyte-derived neurotrophic factor homolog
Exons: 4
Coding region: 208-768 (186 amino acids)
Source: RefSeq, a predicted model, not a curated record
ACAUGUGCUUCCUGUAGGACACGUACCGGCAUCGCAUCGCUGUCGCUGAAGUACACGUUUCAAUUAGACAGUUAGGUCUAUUUUGUAUGAAAAAGUACGAAAACAAGAAUUAAGAAAUCAUAAGCGGGACCUGUUGUCGUGACAUUUUGAAUAUUUAACAGUUCAAACGACUCACCACAACGAAAAGAAUCAUUUGUUGAAGGAACGAUGGAGAUUGCGAAACAGUUGCUGUGUUUGACAGUUGUCGCGUGGUGCGUUGUCAAUGUCAGUGGAAAGUACAGACCAGAAGACUGUGAAGCAUGUGUGAACUUCAUAAAGGCAUUUGAUGAAACUGUAUCAGACACAACUCGCAAAAGCAUGGAUUCCAUCAAGACAGAAUUGAUGGAUUUUUGUGGAGGCACCAAAGUGAAAGAAUAUGAAAGAAUUUGUUAUUACAUCGGAGGACUAAAGACUUCAGCUACAGGCAUGCUCAACGAAAUUACUCGACCUUUGACCUUUAACAAGCCAGCUGAGAAGAUUUGUGAAACACUUCAUAAAAAAGAUGCCCAAAUUUGUGAAGUGAAAAUAAAGAAGAAGAUGAACCUUGCUGAGGUUGACCUGAAGAAGCUACGUGUGAAACAGCUGAAGGAGAUUCUGAGUGACUGGGAUCGCAGUGAUGCAUGUAAAGGAUGUGCGGAGAAAUCUGACUUUGUACGUACAGUGGAGGAACUCAUGCCCAAGUACGACCCAGCAGCAUACAAACUACGACAACAAAAGCAAGAAUUAUAGUUAGAUUAAGGUUUUUUUUGUUCCAACUUUAUUUAUAAUGUAGUUCUUUGAGAGAAAGAGAAACAGAAAGAUAGAUAGACAGAGAGAGAGAGAGACAGAGAGGCAGACUGAAAACUUGUGUAUGUUCAAUGUGAAAAUAUGCUGAGGUAUGUUCUUACUUGUUCUGCAUGGUAUGAUAUAUUUGUUAGAUGUGUUGGUCAGAACAAAGCAAAAUUUGAUAUUGAUAUCUGUAGGUGGAGUACCAGUUUUUAAAAGGUGUGAAUUUGAUCAUCGAAAGUGUUGAUGAAGUGAAUUUCUAUUCCAUCAGGAACAAUGAUUUAUUAUAAGACUUCCUAUAGUUAAACUCAAAUGAAAUUUGACAAAUGUCCCAAAUAAAGGAAAAUGUGAUAUCUGGAUUGACUAAUGAAAAAGGUAUUUUAUAGUUUAUAAUUAUGGUUUUAAAAAAUGUUGACCCGAGAUAAAAUUGAAUCAAAAUCUUGAAAUAAUAUGAAGUACCAUGUUUCUGUCAAGAGAUUGCAUCCUUUGUAUAGUAUUGUUUUUAGUUUAAGUUUAAAACUGGUAACUCAUAAAAUUUUAUUCAUAUGUUAAAGGUUAAGUUUACUAUGCAGUAGAGAUGACUCAUUUCUGGUUAGCUUCUGAAUACAUUUGUAUUAUGAGUCCAUUUACAUGUGUAUGGAUGUGUGCUAGUUCGUAUGGAUUAUAUUUGAGAAUUAGAAAAUAAUUGAUGUAGGAUAAAAGAUGUUCAAGUCGGGUAAUGACACACAGAAUGUAAGAAACAGUUGCACCAUUGUAAAACUGAUGGUGUAAUUGUUGGGUGAAUAGUUUGUUUGGUUGUAUGUGUGAUUUCUAUUUAAGUGUGCUAACUGUUGAAUACCAUGGUUAAUGACCUGAAUGUAAGCAAAUCCUUUGUUGAUACAUGUAUUAUUGUGACCUUGUGAAAAUAUCCUUAUUGUUUCUAUAAUACACAUACUGGAAGUCAGUUCUGUUAAGACCAGACAUUUUGAAAUAGGAAGAUGAAAAUUAAGGAAAUCACUGAUUUUAAGAUUGAAAUUUGGGAUAUUUAGUUAUUAACCAAUAAUUCCACAAGUUCAUGCUUAAAUCACAAAAUAGCUCCACGCAAUUGCCUACUGUAUACAGACAUCUAUCACAAUAACUAAUGCUUUCUUUGAAAGUAAAAUGUGACAAAUGCAACAGGUGAUUGUCAUGGUUUCAAGUAAUGUCAGAACCAUGUCUGAAGAUAUCAAAUUCUCGUCAUAUGGGAAUCUAAACUGUGGAUGGAAUGAUGGAGGACCUAACUCCUGAUUGGCUGUUGUUGAUGUGUAGUAAGUCCUCUGUAUAGAACUUAAGAUGUGGAUGUUGUUGACAGCAAUUAAAUAUAAUAUAUAUGUCAACAGAUAUAUUUGUUAGAGGUGCUCCUACAUGACAUUUGCAUGGAAACACGAGAACAUUGUUUUUUUUUAAUCAUUCAGAUUCUCAGACACACUGCAAAACUUAAACUGUCUGCAGAUUUGACAGAUUCUUACUUCAGAUUAUAAUAUUACUUUUCACAAUGAAAUGCUAGUGAAGUGCAUGUGAAAUAUUAGUGUUUCUGGUACAUUUAGGUCGGGCAUUAAAUUACUGCAGAUUUAUGUCCCUUGGAUUUGGAUACAUGAUAAAACAUGGGAUCCAGAACUAUGUUAUCAUGAUGUAAUUGCCAUGGUAUUUGAGCUUGGAAAGUUUUUGCGACAAUUCAUAUCUUAUCUACUACUAGGUAAGACAUUAUCUAGGGAUAUAUAGAAAUGAAUUAUUUCUUUCAUCUUACCUCAUAUCUUAUAUCACUUGCAUACAUAUUUUUUAUAGUGAUAUUUUAUGACAAGAUAUCAAAUCUGUUGGUAUGUUUAAUUUUACAAAACAUCAUUUCCUGUUUGUAGGUUUUAAUCUAUAUUGAUUAACAAAUGAACUUAAAAACAAAAUUUUGUAGGAUUUUUCAGGUGAGUUAGACCAGAAACCUUUUCCAAAAUUUUGAUGAGUUCCAUGUGCAUUACUAAGAGAUAUAUUAGGUACAAUUAUGUACUCAAAAUUUAAGCAAAUCCCACAGGAAAAGCACAAGUCCAGGACUCAGAAAUCGAGAGUCCAAAAAAUCACUGUUAAAAAUAAGAAUAUUUUUAUCAGAGAGAGAGAAAGAGAAAAAAAACCUGAAAAAUAUUAGAAGAUAUAUAUCCUCAUGUAUAUGCUUCAAAACUCCACAACACACAGAAGAAAUAAAAUGAUAAAGCUGUCCAAAACAUAUAAUCACUCAUUUAAAAAUGUAUGGUUGUCAUAUUGAAUCUACAAAGUUUAAAUAAAAUAUUGUUUAAUAUUG